GGUGGAUGAAUGGGUGGAUGGGUGGGUGGGUGGAUGGAUGGAUGGAUGGAUGGGUGGGUGGAUGGGUGGGUGGGUGGAUGGAUGGAUGGAUGGGUGGGUGGGUGGAUGGAUGGGUAGAUGGGUGGCAGGGUGGGUGGAUGGAUGGGUGAGAGGUGGCUAAAGGAACGGACCUACUAUGGGCCGGUGGAUGAGUGUCUAGAUGGACGCUUCCUGCUCCCACGGCGGACCUCAGGGGCCUGGAGCCCAAGCCCAGGAAGUCCCGGUCGCCCAGUGCCCGCCCUCUCGAUCCCCCUCCAUGGGGGUCACUGAGAGGCCGGGCUGAGGCCACGCCCCCGCCACACCCCUCCAGCUGCCUUUCCUCCCCCCUCCCAAAGCGCGCCGCUCCCAUUGGCCGCGCCAAGCCUCGCGGCCGCUAGUCCAAACACACUCAGCCAAUGGGCGCCUUGAUAUGCAAACGAGCCGCUAUAAAGGGGCGCGCCGGGUGGAGGGCGCCGCGCUGCGCUGCGGGAGCGGCCGUGCGCCUGGUUAUGGCGGCGCCCCGGCUCCCGGGCGGGGGACGCGCGGCCCUGGACUGGGAGCGCGGUGGGGCGCGGGGCGACCGUAAGGCCCGGAAGCCCCUGGUGGAGAAGAAGCGGCGCGCACGCAUCAACCAGAGCCUGCGGGAGCUGCGGCUGCUGCUGGCGGGCGCCGAGGCGCGGGGGGGCCCCGGCCCGCACGUGCCGGCCAAGCUGGAGAACGCCGAGGUGCUGGAGCUGACGGUGCGGCGCGUGCAGGGCGCGCUGCGUGGCCGGGCGCGGGAGCGCCAGCAGCUGCAGGCGCAGGCGAGCGAGCGCUUCGCGGCCGGCUACAUCCGGUGCAUGCACGAGGUGCACACCUUCGUGUCCGCGUGCCAGGCCCUGGACGCCGCGGUGGCCGCCCCGCUGCUGAAGCACCUGCUGCGGUCCAUGCCGCUCCGAGGAGGCGGCCGCUUCCGUCACCUGCUGCCCGGGCGCGGCCACCGGACCCCGCCGCCCAGGGACCCCGACGACGACCCGAGCUCGGAGGCAGAGGAGGCUCCCGAGGCGGAGCCGAGCCGGCCGCCCGCGGAGGGGCAGGACUCGGUGCCCGCGGCCCGCACGGCCCGCGGCGUCUGGAGGCCCUGGUGACAGUGCGGGCCCGGGGCCGCCUGCAGCGGACCACGCAGCCUGCCCGCACCGUGCUGCCGCCC
Messenger RNA from Erinaceus europaeus (western European hedgehog), 1207 nucleotides. RefSeq names its product hes family bHLH transcription factor 6 (gene HES6). NCBI's taxonomy places the organism in Eukaryota, Metazoa, Chordata, Mammalia, Eulipotyphla, Erinaceidae. The transcript is spliced from 3 exons. The coding region runs from base 435 to 1145 and encodes 236 amino acids. Gene Ontology annotation, cellular component: nucleus. Gene Ontology annotation, molecular function: RNA polymerase II cis-regulatory region sequence-specific DNA binding; DNA-binding transcription factor activity, RNA polymerase II-specific; protein dimerization activity. The record is from RefSeq and is a predicted model, not a curated record. Gene Ontology annotation, biological process: regulation of transcription by RNA polymerase II; anterior/posterior pattern specification; regulation of neurogenesis.